Messenger RNA from Macrosiphum euphorbiae (potato aphid), 486 nucleotides. The record is from the annotation of a GenBank genome assembly. NCBI's taxonomy places the organism in Eukaryota, Metazoa, Arthropoda, Insecta, Hemiptera, Aphididae.
AUGCGACCACUCUGCACGGGUAGACCUCCAUAUUUCAGUUUAAUUUUGACACCUUACCAGAAUAAUGACGAUACGACAAGCCACCCCAGGAGCGAUCGAGGCCUUUACCUCUGGUCACGAGUGUUCACUAUAGUUAAAGGUGUAAAGUACUUUGAGGGUCUUUGUUGGAAAUUUAGAGCCACUGCAGAUAAAUACACAUCUCCUAAACAUUUUUAUUCCUCGAAAUUCGUAUGGGCCCUGGGCCGCGAAAAUCUUCUGGACUGCUCUGUGACUUCUCCGUGUUUAAGGUGUACGGACAAACACGGAUAUUGGGUUGGGGUAUGUUCCGUCGUCAAGUAUUAUGAUAUUUUCCUGCUGACUCCUGCGAUGGGGGACGUUCCAGUUUUCGCCACCUAUACAGACUCGAUCUAUACAGCACACCUUGUACGCUUGGCUACGGUUUCACUAGAUCUAAAACCAGACAAUCUCACGGUGGAUGCCCGAUAA